GAGGACGAUUUGAAUUUCUGGGUCAUCACCAGCGAUGAUGUUGUAAUCUACGGCCUUCACUUGGAGCACUCUGCCCUGAAUCAUCACAGCAGCAACAUCAACAUAAAGUGUGUUUAUGGUGUGGUUCACGGUGACACAGAUGAAUGGUACGAGAUAAAUAUCCAGCUAGUACCUCAUAGCUCUGAGUGGCAAUCAUUAUAAUCAACAACAAAUGCAGCUAUGCUUGUUUCAUAUCAGAAACGAGGAGCAUAAGGAAUACGUCAGACUAACAACAAACCAAAGAAGUGCUUCAAAAGACAACAAUCCAGUUUAUCUAGUUGAGCUCCACGAUGGCGGUAGAGGGUCAGCACUGUAUUUCAUCUUGCCCGAAGAAGAAGAUAACGCCUGUUGAUUGGUCGAACGGUGACUGAAGCGUAGAAGAAGAAGAGGAACACAAACAUGAGCGCACACUCUUGACCGUGAAAAUAAAAGAAGUGGGACUCAUACUUACAGGAAUUGAGGUUUUUAACCAUAGACUGGAGAUGUCACGCCUCUCUCCGGUCAUCAGCUGUGUGUACAGGUGGUCCAGUCGGGUCAUAUGGAGGAGUCCCCCCACUCACCCUUCAUUUCCGGGGCUCCCGCGUGUUCUGGCCGCCGGUAAAAAGGACCUGAUACACCUUCCUGUCCUGAAUGAGGACGAGCUUGAGGAGCAGUUUGUGAGAGGAUCUGGACCUGGAGGACAGGCAACCAACAAAACCAGCAACUGUGUUGUUCUCAAGCACAUCCCUACUGGAAUUGUUGUGAAGUGCCAUCAAACCAGGUCUGUGGACACGAACAGAAAGCGUGCACGGGACAUUAUGAGAGAGAAACUCGAUAUCCGGCAUAAAGGAGAACUCAGUGAAGUUCUUGUGAAGAAGAAAGAGUCUGAAAUGAGGAAACAAGAGAAGAGGAGGAAGGUAAAUGAGAAUCUGGAGAGGAAAAGACAAUUUAAAGAAGCACUAGCCACAUCUUCUGAAACUGGAAAGGACCCUGUUUGAUUUGGUUGUUUCAAUAUAAACUGAAGAUGUGAAUACUGGAGUUGAUUCUUAUUCUGUUUCCAAAGACUGAAUAACAAAACCUGCAAGGGUCUGUCAGCAGGAUGGAUUGUAUUAUACGUUUUUCUAUUUGUUGCAACAUGUCAACAUGACAUAAUACUUUCAGAGAGGGAGAGUUUGAAAAUAAAAAAAGUACUGUGAGGUUAUCAUGAGGUCAGACGUAUUUGAUCUUAACCUGUAGGUGUAAUUUAAUUCAGAGACUUUAACACUUUCAACAAGGGGACAUUUGGUUUGCAGCCGAGUAAAACCAUAAGAAAACUUCUCUCAGGUACAGAGAACAUUAAAAUACACAAAUACAGGAACACAUGAGUGACAACCGAAUGUCAAUCCAUCAUUAUUAAAAACCCCCAUCAGACAUCUGUAGUUAAAAGGAAGAUUUUUCUGGUUCAUUAUUAAAUUCUUAGUGGCUUGAGCUAAACGUUUGUUUUGAUCCUUUUGUUGGAUUUAACAAAAUGUAGUCUAAUCUCAUUUUAUGUCUGCCAUGAUAACGUCAUUUCUUGUUAUUAAUUUCCUUUGAAUUGUUAGAUUAAAUUGUUACUUGUUA
Labrus bergylta (ballan wrasse) is the source of this 1617-nucleotide messenger RNA. Lineage: Eukaryota; Metazoa; Chordata; Actinopteri; Labriformes; Labridae. The record is from RefSeq and is a predicted model, not a curated record.